Messenger RNA from Glossina fuscipes, 2468 nucleotides. RefSeq names its product alpha-1,6-mannosyl-glycoprotein 2-beta-N-acetylglucosaminyltransferase-like. The coding region runs from base 1097 to 2362 and encodes 421 amino acids. The transcript has 9 exons. Gene Ontology annotation, biological process: protein N-linked glycosylation; oligosaccharide biosynthetic process. Gene Ontology annotation, molecular function: alpha-1,6-mannosylglycoprotein 2-beta-N-acetylglucosaminyltransferase activity. The record is from RefSeq and is a predicted model, not a curated record. Lineage: Eukaryota; Metazoa; Arthropoda; Insecta; Diptera; Glossinidae. Gene Ontology annotation, cellular component: Golgi stack; Golgi membrane.
GUAAUUAUUUAUUUGUUUGACAUGAAUGUUAACUUUAGUAGAUGUACAUCACGUAGGUUUAACUUUCCGUCUACCAUUGCAUGGGAGGUGUCCGAAGAAUUUAACGAUGAAUGAAGAAACACAAAGGUUCAUCGCGUUUUCUUACAACGAAUUUUUGAUUAAUAAGAUUCGUCCUUGUUUCUAAUGUUUGAAGAGGUGCAGAUAUGUCUUGGGCGGCGAAUGCAUAUCCCUAUUGUCCAAAAUCGGUAUAUUGACUUAAUUCCCCUUCUGGAUGAUAACCGUCACCAUCGCCAUCGUUCUUCUGCUUAACAAGUGCGACAGUCUUUGUUUUGUAAUUUUUUAAUUUUAGGCGACCCGAUUUGCUUUCGUGUCAGUAGCAAUUCGCAUGUGGAAAAUCGGUGCGUUAUCAUAGGAUGGCAUGUGCCCGUCGUCCACAAUUUUUUGAAGAAUUUCACGAACGUUAUUCACAAUUAGCCGACGUGAGUGCGGCGCGUCUACAACGUCCUCUUUGUCGUAAACCACCGCGAAUUUUUUUUAUUCCUCUUAUUCAAGAUGAAAUUUUUAAAACACUACGAGUUCCAUUGUGUUUACAAACGUCAAAACUUUUAUUUUUUAUCUUUCUAAGAAGUGUCACCUUGAUUUAGUCAUUAUCGCCAAACUUAUGCGACUCUGCAGACUCCUUUUGAAAAACACUUUUGUCUUCUAGGUAUUAUCUUUGACAAAAUGCUAAUGUACACAUAUAUACAUGUAUAUAUGUAGUAUAUAAGUAUUAUAUUAUAUGGUUUCAAUUAACCGUAUGCCGAUGGCAAAGCUGUUUUCAAAGGUUAUUAAUACAAUUAAAAAAACAAAGCAUCGUAGACGAUAUUUAUCAUCACAAAUAUCGGUUUUGCUAAAUGCUGUUUUACUUUCAAGGGAAUGUAAUGUAGAUAGCAACCAAACUUUUGAAGAUACAUUAAGUGCGCAACACAAUUGCUCCAAGUACGUGCUCGUAGUCCGUACGGAAGAGUUUUUCGCUUAUUUUCUGUUUUCCGAGAUCAGCUUUAAAACGAAGUGCAAUUUAAUUUGAAAGAGUGAUAUUUGAAAGAAAGAUCACGGUAUGUUCGCAUCAUUAUCUAGUACCAGGUCAACAGAUCGUAAGUGUAGAAUGACUUUUACGGCUGUGUUGACAUUUUUAAUUUGGAUAUUAUUCCCUUGCUCUUGCUCUUCAGAUGAUUACGGUGACCACAUGGUAACGGAACCAACAAGUGAUUCAGUGGAUACAGAUAAUUCUCCGGGUUUUUUGAAUGUGGACGAAGGGCUUGUCGAACGCAAUGAUAUGGCGACCAUUUUCAAUGAAGAUUUAUUCGAUCCCUUAGCAAAUGAUUCUUUGAUAAUCGUAGUACAAGUUCAUACGCGUGUUACAUAUCUAAGCUAUUUAAUUGGGAGCCUACCAAAGGCGUUUGCAAUUGAAAGAGUUCUUCUGAUUUUUUCCCAUGAUUAUUACGAUGAAGAUAUCAACGAUUUAGUGAAAAGUAUAAAGUUUUGUAAGGUUAUGCAGAUAUUUUAUCCUUAUCCUGUACACUCGCAUCCGAAAUGUCUACAGGAGGCUGGAGAAAGCCCACAAAAAUGCGACAAUGCGGAGUUUCGUGGGCAUAAUAAUCACAAGAAACGUUUUCAAAUGAAGCAUCACUGGUGGUGGAAAGCUAAUUACGUCUUCGAUCAAUUAAAAGUCACAAAAUUCUUUACGGGCUUCCUUCUGUUUCUGGAAGAUGAUAAUUAUGUGGCCCAAGACUUUGUUUAUAUGUUGACAUUGAUGUAUAAAAGUAUCGCAAGUUUGUGUCCACCAUGCAACGUUUUAGCUUUAGGCCGCCAUAUAGUAAUUCGUGAUUACUACGAAUAUAAUAGUACGAGGUCACCGGAGGUAGAAGUAAUGCCUUGGAGCAGCUCUGCAACUAAUAUGGGUUUUGCUUUUAAUCGAACAACUUGGAAUUCUAUACGACGAUGUGCUGAAUAUUUUUGCUACAAAAAUGAUUACAACUAUGAUAUUUCGCUAGACUCGCUGUCCCAGAAAUGCCCACUCGGACAAUUACUUGUUAUGAUGGUUAAGGAACCACGAGUCUUUCAUCUAGGGCGAUGUGGCGUACAUGAGAAAAGCAAAAAAUGCAAAUCGAACGAAACCUUUGUGGAACUCAAAGCAGCGUUAGGUGUUGCUGUUCGAUCUCGUCACAUGUUUCCUCGCAAACUAAGGCUCACUGGCGUAAAACUAAACGAAAAUGAAUUGAUACACCAAGGUGACGAUGCUUGGAAUCAGAAAAGUGAUACUAAACUUUGCAUGAACAUGACCUCACCGAUCAAAUCAAUUUCGGUAAAAAAACUAAAGUAGAAUCAAUUUACUAUUAUCAUUAUUAAUACUACCAAUAUAAUUAUUAUUGUAUUUAUCCUAAUGAAAUGAACUCUUGGAUUAAAGUAAGCUAAGAAUCUAAGUCACU